GCUUGCUUCUCCCCCCCUCUCUCUCUCUCGGUCUCUUCUCCUGUCUCCUUUUAUAUCUCUCCCAGACGCAUCAAUACUCAACCUUUGUGUGCAAGAAAAACGAUCCAAGAAAUCUCCAAUGGAUCCGUGCUCUUUUGUGCGGAUCCUCGUCGGAAACCUUGCCCUCAACUUUCCCAUAGCCUCCAAGCCUUCCUUCUCCGGUGUACACCCCUCAACUUCCCCGUGCUUCUGCAAGAUUAAACUCAAGAACUUUCCCACCCAGUACGCGACAGUCCCUCUGGUCACUCUAGAAAGCCAACCCGACUCCCAUGAUCGCUCCCUUGCCGCUUGCUUCACUCUGAACAAAACCAACAUCGACAGACUCAUUGAUAAUGGGAACAACCCGGUCUUGCAGAUUGAGGUCUACGCGGGGCGGAGAGGUAUCGCGUGUGGUUUGAACAGUAGGAAGCUGUUGGGGACGGUUGCUGUUGAGGUGGAUCUCCGCGCGGUAGAGACGAGGGCUAGUAAUAUUCACCAGGGUUGGGUCAGUAUCGGAGGGAACAAAAAGGGGUCGUCGGCGGAGUUGUACUUGAGCGUUAGGGCCGAACCCGAUCCAAGAUUUGUGUUCCAGUUCGAUGGAGAGCCAGAGUGCAGUCCUCAAGUUUUUCAGGUCCAUGGGGAUGUUCGGCAGCCCGUGUUUUCUUGCAAGUUCGGUUUCAAGAACAUGAAUGAUCGAAGUUUGCAAUCUUGGCCGUCGAUGAGCGAACCCAGCAGUACUCCAAGAAAUUGCUUAAUGGGUUCUCAUACUCAAAAGGACCAAACGGGAAAGCAGCGAAAGGGAUGGCACUUAACCAUCCACGACCUCUCGGGCUCCGUGGUCGCCGUAGCCUCCAUGGUCACGCCGUUCGUUCCGUCCCGUGGCUCCCACCGCGUCAGCCAAUCCAGCCCCGGUGCAUGGCUCAUCCUCCGCCCCGAGGACGGCGCGUGGAACCCGUGGGGCCGCCUGGAGGCGUGGCGCGAGAGUGGCGGCUCUGAGGCCGUCGGAUACCGGUUCGAGCUCUUCACGUGUACCGACGAAACCACCACACUCGCCUCCGACGUCAUCAGCUCCAGGAGCGGCGGGAAAUUCAGCAUAGACAGGACGUCCGGCGUCGCCACCACACCAGCGCACACCCCCAGCAGCAGCAGCGAUCUCGGGUCCGGGUCAAGGUCCACUCGUGGAUCAAGUUCAGGUUCAGGAUCCGGGCUGGAAAUCGGGUACGGGCCCUUGACACCACCAGUGACCAGAGGGUUUGUGAUGUCUUCAACAGUGGACGGAGCUGGGAAGUGCAGCAAGCCGGAGGUGGAGGUGGGUGUACGGCACGUGACAUGCGCGGAGGACGCAGCGACUUACGUGGCAUUGGCAGCAGCCAUGGAUCUGAGCAUGGACGCUUGCGGGUUAUUCUCGAAGAAACUCCGGAAGGAGCUGAGGCAGUAGUAAUGGGAUUCUAUGUCGUUUUAUGGAGCUAGCAGC
Messenger RNA from Juglans regia (Persian walnut), 1492 nucleotides. RefSeq lists its product as uncharacterized. Bases 119 to 1456 code for a protein of 445 amino acids. Lineage: Eukaryota; Viridiplantae; Streptophyta; Magnoliopsida; Fagales; Juglandaceae. The transcript is spliced from 2 exons. The record is from RefSeq and is a predicted model, not a curated record.